This is a messenger RNA of Saprolegnia parasitica CBS 223.65, 882 nucleotides long. RefSeq lists its product as hypothetical. The transcript is spliced from 2 exons. Bases 25 to 882 code for a protein of 285 amino acids. Lineage: Eukaryota; Oomycota; Saprolegniomycetes; Saprolegniales; Saprolegniaceae. The record is from RefSeq and is a predicted model, not a curated record.
CACCAGAAGAUUACCAGCACGAAGAUGCGCUCCCUCGCUGCGUCCAUGCUCCUUGCCUCGGCCAUGACCGACGCAGCCCUCGUCGGCGGCUGGGCCAACGCCACCGUUGCCGAUGUCCAGAGCCUCUACCAAGAGGCUUCGAUCCUUCCGGCGAGCUACCCGAGCAACGGCUGCCCGCGCGUCUGCGCGACCACCUUUGUCUCUGCCUCCAAGAAGGUCGUCGCCGGCAUCCAGUACAAACUCGACGUCCAGGGCUGCGCCGUCAAGACCGAGGCCGCGACGACGUCGGGUUGCGCCUGCACCGAGGCGGCGACGGGCUACACCAUCUCGCUCUUUGCCCGGCCUGGCAACGAGACGCUCAUCACGCGCAUCGUGCCGACGAUCUCGGGGGGGGGCUUUCGGACGACCCGGCCGGCCUCGUCGGCGGCUUCUCGACGCCAACGGCUCCGACCACCGACGACGUCGCGCUCUUCUUCAACGCGACACGCGCCGAGGCCAACUACGUGGGCGCCGCCGUCGCCCGCCAAGCAGGUCGUCGCGGGCCAGAACCUCGUGUACAGCGUCAAGGGCUGCGCGCUGCCCAAGGCAUCGCCCGAGUCGUCGCUCACGUCCUGCAACACGACGUGCGCGACCAAGGACACGAGCAGCUACCAGGUCAAGGUGUUUGCGAGCCUCAUGGGCGGGUUCGAGGUCAGCGGGUCGCUCCAGGCCAAGGUUGACGGGACCUUUGUCUCGGCGACGGCGACCAACGGCAGCAGCGCGGGCAGCGCGAUUGGCGCCGGUGGUGCGAUGACCGCAGCACCGACGCCCAAGCCGUCCGGUGCAGUGCCCACCUCGGUCGCGCUUGCUUCGCUUGCGGCCGCCGCUGUCUGCCUUUACUAA